Pipistrellus kuhlii (Kuhl's pipistrelle) is the source of this 8591-nucleotide messenger RNA. It is a transcript of the gene PCDH10, whose product is annotated as protocadherin 10. Lineage: Eukaryota; Metazoa; Chordata; Mammalia; Chiroptera; Vespertilionidae. Gene Ontology annotation, cellular component: plasma membrane. Gene Ontology annotation, molecular function: calcium ion binding. The transcript is spliced from 5 exons. Gene Ontology annotation, biological process: homophilic cell-cell adhesion. The record is from RefSeq and is a predicted model, not a curated record. The coding region runs from base 918 to 4133 and encodes 1071 amino acids.
CGAGCUCAGAAACUGCCAGCGGAGAUCGCGGGCUCCGAGGCUGAGCCGGGAGGAGGGACAGGACUGGAAGGAAGAGAGACAGACGGCUUAGAGGGAGAGAGGCUUGGGAAGGCAGCAGCGGGAAAGAGACUGCUCAUCACACCUACAGAGAGGCAAAGAGGCCGGCGGGAAUGAGGACGGAGAGAGAGGAGACUGGGAAAGCCAAAAAAUACAAAUAGGUCGGAAGAAGAAGAAGAAGAAGAAGAAAAAGGAAAAAAAAAAAAAAUGCCCAGAACAGCCAUCCGGAGAAAUGAAGAGAAUGAAAGUUUCAUGCUGCAGAGCCGUGAGAUGCUUUUCCGGCACAGAAUCCUCUCCCUGCUCUUGAGCCCUUUGGCAUUUGCCCGCCGUUGACAUUAAGAGGCAUGUUCAGCGGUGCCGGCAGCAUCUCCUCUUCCUUCUCCUCUUCAUCCUCCUCCUCCUUCUCCUCCUUCUUUCCCUCCUCCUCCUUCUCCUCCCAUCAGCAGGAAGACAAACCGAGGACAGUCUUGAAAUAUCGAAAUUGCCUCCUUGGGAUUUGCCAGCGUCGCGCUGCGCCAAGACGGUGGGAAUAAAAGGACGCGGACUGUUGUAUUAUUAUUUUAUUAAUCGGUCAGUGGGAAGAUUACAGAUGAGGCAAGGGGACGCCUGCCACUCUUCCUGCGCUAAGAUUGAAAAAUGAGGCUGGACUGGAGGAAGCCCUGACAUGAAGCAAAAAGAAUAAGAUUUUUUUUUUUAAGGACAGAAAAGCCACAGGAUCCCACACACACACACACACACACACACACACACACACGUACACAGAGAGAACACUUUUAUUUGUAUUUAAUUUUUUUUCUUCUCGUGCUGGUGGGGGAGGCGAUUGGCUGGCUGCGGGGAGCUGCUUCCUUUCCCUUUUGGAGAUGGUUGUGCUAUUCCUUUUUGCCUGGCUCUGGAUGGUGCGGGGAGUCCUUUCCCAGCUUCACUACACGGUGCAGGAGGAGCAGGAGCAUGGCACGUUCGUGGGCAACAUCGCGGAAGACCUGGGCCUGGACAUCACCAAACUUUCGGCUCGCAGGUUCCAGACGGUGCCCAACUCCCGGACCCCCUACCUGGACCUCAACCUGGAGACCGGGGUGCUGUACGUGAACGAGAAGAUCGACCGAGAGCAGAUCUGCAAGCAGAGCCCCUCCUGCGUGCUGCACCUGGAGGUGUUCCUGGAGAACCCGCUGGAGCUGUUCCGGGUGGAGAUCGAGGUGCUGGACAUCAACGACAACCCCCCUUCCUUCCCGGAGCCCGACCUCACGGUGGAGAUCUCCGAGAGCGCCACGCCGGGCACCCGCUUCCCCCUGGAGAGCGCCUUCGACCCGGACGUGGGCACCAACUCCCUGCGCGACUACCAGAUCACCCCCAACAGCUACUUCUCCCUGGACGUGCAGACCCAGGGCGAUGGCACCCGCUUCGCCGAGCUGGUGCUGGAGAAGCCGCUGGACCGGGAGCAGCAGGCGGUGCACCGCUACGUGCUGACCGCGGUGGACGGGGGAGGAGGGGGAGGAGAAGGGGGAGAAGGGGGAGGAGGAGGCGGCGGCGCAGGAGGAGGAGGAGGAGGAGGCGGAGGGGGCUUGCCCCCCCAGCAGCAGCGCACCGGCACGGCCCUCCUCACCAUCCGAGUCCUGGACUCCAACGACAACGUGCCCGCCUUCGACCAGCCCGUCUACACCGUGUCCCUGCCCGAGAACUCGCCCCCGGGCACCCUGGUGAUCCAGCUGAACGCCACGGACCCGGACGAGGGCCCGAACGGCGAGGUGGUGUACUCGUUCAGCAGCCACCUGUCGCCGCGGGCGCGGGAGCUGUUCGCGCUGGCGCCGCGCACGGGCCGCCUGGAGGUGAGCGGGGAGCUGGACUACGAGGAGAGCGCGGCGCACCAGGUGUACGUGCAGGCCAAGGACCUGGGCCCCAACGCCGUGCCGGCGCACUGCAAGGUGCUGGUGCGGGUGCUGGACGCCAACGACAACGCGCCCGAGAUCAGCUUCAGCACGGUGAAGGAGGCGGUGAGCGAGGCGGCGGCGCCCGGCACGGUGGUGGCCCUGUUCAGCGUGGCCGACCGCGACUCAGAGCAGAACGGGCAGGUGCAGUGCGAGCUGCUGGGCGACGUGCCCUUCCGCCUCAAGUCGUCCUUCAAGAACUACUACACCAUCGUCACCGAGGCCCCGCUGGACCGCGAGGCCGGAGACUCCUACACCCUCACCGUGGUGGCCCGGGACCACGGCGAGCCUCCGCUCGCCACCAGCAAGUCCAUCCAGGUGCGGGUGUCGGACGUGAACGAUAACGCGCCCCGGUUCGCCCAGCCCGUCUACGACGUGGCCGUGACCGAGAACAACGUGCCGGGCGCCUACAUCUACGCCGUGAGCGCCACGGACCGCGACGAGGGCGCCAACGCGCGGCUCGCCUACGCCAUCCUCGAGUGCCAGAUCCAGGGCAUGAGCGUCUUCACCUACGUGAGCAUCAACGCCGAGAACGGCUACCUCUACGCCCUGCGCUCCUUCGACUACGAGCAGCUCAAGGACUUCAGCUUCCAGGUGGAGGCGCGGGACGCGGGCAGCCCCGAGGCGCUGGCGGGCAACGCCACGGUGCACAUCGUGGUGCUGGACCAGAACGACAACGCGCCCUCCAUCGUGGCGCCCCUGCCCGGCCGCAACGGGACCCCGGCCCGCGAGGCGCUGCCCCGCUCGGCCGAGCCGGGCUACCUGCUCACCCGCGUGGCCGCCGUGGACGCGGACGACGGCGAGAACGCGCGCCUCACCUACAGCCUCGUGCGGGGCAACGAGGCCAACCUGUUCCGCAUGGACUGGCGCACCGGGGAGCUCCGCACGGCGCGCCGCGUGCCGGCCAAGCGCGACCCCCAGCGGCCCUACGAGCUGGUGAUCGAGGUGCGCGACCACGGCCAGCCGCCCCUGUCGUCCACGGCCACGCUGCUGGUGCAGCUGGUGGACGGCGCCGCGGAGCCCCCGGGCGGGGGCGGGGGCGGGCCCGGGGGCCCCGGGGAGCACCAGCGCCCCCCCAACCGCUCCGGCGGCGCUGGAGGAGGAGGAGGAGGAGGCGGCGGGGAGACCUCGCUGGACCUCACCCUCAUCCUCAUCAUAGCCCUGGGCUCCGUGUCCUUCAUCUUCCUGCUGGCCAUGAUCGUGCUGGCCGUGCGCUGCCAGAAGGAGAAGAAGCUCAACAUCUACACGUGCCUGGCCGCCGGCGACUGCUGCCUGUGCUGCUGCUGCUGCUGCGGCGGAGGCGGCGGCGGCGGCGGGCACGGGGGCUCCGCCUGCUGCGGCCGCCAGGCCCGGGCGCGCAAGAAGAAACUCAGCAAAUCGGACAUCAUGCUGGUGCAGAGCUCCAACGUGGCCAGCAACCCCGCGCAGGUGCCCGUGGUGGAGGAGGCCGGGGGCUUCGGCGGCUCCCAUCACCACAACCAGAAUUACUGCUACCAGGUCUGCCUGACCCCGGAGUCCGCCAAGACCGACCUGAUGUUCCUGAAGCCCUGCAGCCCCUCCCGGAGCACGGACACUGAGCACAACCCCUGCGGGGCCAUCGUCACCGGCUACGCCGACCAGCAGCCCGACAUCAUCUCCAACGGGAGCAUUUUGUCCAACGAGACUAAACAUCAGAGAGCAGAGCUCAGCUAUCUAGUUGACAGACCUCGCCGAGUUAACAGUUCUGCAUUCCAGGAAGCCGACAUAGUAAGCUCUAAGGACAGUGGUCAUGGAGACAGUGAACAGGGAGAUAGUGAUCACGAUGCCACCAACCGUGGCCAGUCAGCUGGCAUGGAUCUCUUCUCCAACUGCACCGAGGAGUGCAAAGCCCUGGGCCACUCGGACAGGUGCUGGAUGCCUUCCUUUGUCCCCUCGGAUGGACGCCAGGCUGCCGACUACCGCAGCAACCUGCACGUGCCCGGCAUGGACUCCGUCCCGGACACCGAGGUGUUCGAGGCCCCGGAGGCGCAGCCCGCGGCAGAGCGGUCCUUCUCCACCUUCGGCAAAGAGAAGACCCUGCACAGCACUCUGGAGAGGAAGGAGCUGGACGGACUGCUGUCCAGUACACGAGCGCCUUACAAACCACCGUAUUUGACACGGAAAAGGAUAUGCUAGUCAAUUCUACAGGACUUCCCUGAAGCAGCAUGAUUUGCACAAAGUCGACCAACAAAAGCAUCAACUUUUCAACUUCAUUAUCUUGGCCAUCCAGUUAGUUGUGUGUAACUGAGUAUUAGAUUGCCUCCGCAGUCAUCAUGGCCAAUCGUAGGACCUACUUGCUCUCAGCAGGCCUGAGAAAUGAGUUGAAAUGUGCAGAACUGUAGAAACUUUAGGCAACUGAUUUUGCCUCUCCGAUCAGUGUGUGCCUGUUUACAGCACUAUAUAUCUUACUCUCUCCAAAUGUCACUGAGCCCUUUAGAUGUUUAUAUUCACCAUGAGAAGCCAGUCAUAAGGAUAAAGGAAAUUUGUGCAUUAUAAAUGCAAUAUCACUGUUUUAAAGUUGACUGUUUUAUAUUAUUUUUGUGUGAUCAAGUGUUCCCCAAGCUAUUCCAACUUUACAAGAAAGAUUGUGAUCAUGUUCUUUUCACCUGUGGGUUACAAAAAAAAAAAAAAAAUGUUGUAUUCUGAAGACCCACAAAUUAUCAAAGACAUUCUGUAGUUUAUACACCGUGUUGCAAAGUGUUUACUGUACUAUUUCAAAGCUUCUAAAUAAAUAUAAAAUAUAUAUAUUAUAUUAUAUAAUUUUCCUAAAAUGUGGUACAACUCAGUUGGUUUUUAAAUGGAUUCAUACAGUCCACAUCAUACAAUAAAGUAAAAAAAAAAAAAAAAGGGUAAUUCAGGGUCCCAAAGAUGAACUUACUAAGAAAAAAAUAAGCAUUAGUAGCUUCCUCCCGGUUUUCAUCUUAUUCAACCCUGUUUUUCCUUGUUUAAAAGAAAAAGAAGCUCUAAGCUACAAAAAUUUUGUCUAGAACUUGUACUGAAUUUUCAAUGCCAAAGAUAUAGCUGUCGAUGUUAUCAGAGAAGCACUGAACAUGUACUAUCAAAAUACCUAACAAUCUACAUUAUUUCGAUUCUAUUUCUAUGGCUUUGAAUUUAGAAUCAUUUAAAACUUUUAUAAAGACUCUAUAUAUUCAUCUGUAUUGGUUGUUAGAAGAAAAACACUGGGUGUCUGUACAUUUUGUGGUGUAAAAUAUGUUACUGAAGAUUACUAUUUUAAGAAGUCCUCAAUCAUAGAACUCACGCAGAAUUUUAUUUUACAUAGUUUUGCAUAGUUUUGUGACUUCAAAUAACACAUGCAUAUAAAAUCUAUUUAUAACUCUAUAUGAACAUAUAGAGAUAUAUAAAUCUCUGAACUGGUAAUGAAUAGCUAUAACAUAUAAAGAAUCUCUAAAUUUAAAGCAAAUUUAAUAAAUUUGGAGAUAGAAACAUGGUACAUUAUUGUUUCAGUAUUAUCCUACGUGUGAAAAUUUUAUAGCUUAAGUGUAGUCAGUGUUGUAUUAAUGAGAAAAUUCUUCAUGUGUCAGCUUGAAAACUGAAGCUUGCCUUUUACUUUAUGUCAAAAGGGUUAAUUACUAAAUUCAGUAGGAUACAUUUUGCCUCUAUAUAUAUAUCACUUUCUUCUACUGUUUAUUGCUUAUUGAAAUAUAAUUGAGAAAGAGAAAAAUUAGAGGAUGUGAGAAAAUCUUCUAAACAGGGAACAGAAUUUGUCACAGAUUCUCAUUAAACACACACACACACACACACACACACACACACACACACACACACACAACCUUCAGCAUUAUAACUAAAGCUUUGCCCAAUCUAAAUUACAGACCCACUUUGAAACAUUUCCCUUAACUUUUAACUGAUCUUAUUUUCAAUGGCAGUUUGAGCUAUGCUAUGUUAUAAAUGUUUUCCAACUCAUUUUAUGUCAUUUAAAUGGGAAUAGUUUCAUUAGAUUUAACAUUAAAAAGCAUACAUAUGUUCAUAGAUCCUUGAUGUGAAGAGUUGAGUGAUAUCUUAGUAUCACUUAUUUGUGUCAUUGAAUUAGAUAUUUAUGUCAAAAUCACAACCAGUUUAUAUAACAAAAUAAUGUGUGCAUUAUUCCAGUCUUUUGGGGACCCUUUAAAAAUAUAAAGUUAUUUCAUCAUAUAUGACACAAAAAGCACAUAUAUUCACUAAGUGCAGCAGUAAAAAUUUAUCAAAAAUUUGGCAUUACUACAUUAAUAUUUGGAAUGAUGGACUAUUAUAGUAAGACUAUGUUUCUAUAUAAUUUAACUUUUAAAAGUGUGUUUGAUAUAAUUGUUUUUUUAAGGAGAAAAUGAAUUUUUUUGUUGUUGUUGAACCACCUCGUUUUAAUUAAAAUUUUUCAUUUAUCAUUUUACAAUUAUGGGGGGAAACCCAAAUCUAUCUGCCUUAUUAUGUGCAUUGAAAAUAAGGUUAUACUCACUUUAUAUAUAAUGGCUAUAUAAUUCAUUUGACUUAUUUUUUCUUUAAUUAUUUAGCCCUUUCUAUCAUUGUAUGUAAUCUCUUUUGAACUAGCUUUUUAUAUCUGAUAUUUGUGCAUUAGUUUUUAAAUAUAUCAUAUUAAUCAGUAAUACUAAUUUUCAUUUUAUUAUAAUGCUACAGAAACAAAAACAACAAAACUUUUACCUAAUUGUGAGACAAAUAGAAUUAUUUAAACAUGACAUUCUAACUGACUAGGUUAUUAAUCAACUACUAUAUCCGGAAUAAGUAAGAAAUUACAACAGAAUAAGGUAUGAUUUUAGUACAUUUGGCUAAAAUGUCACAUAUUAAUGAAGGGGACUACUUAAUAGAAAAUGCAACCAACCAAUAAUUUAAGGUUUCCAAGUAAGCAUUUCUUAGAUUCACAUGCAAAGAAUUGUACAAUAGUUUUCUAUUAACUCUAGUCAUCCUAAUAUCAAAUUUUCAUAAUUUUAUAUAUAAUCACAUAAACAACAUUCAAAUUAUAACACAGUAUUUCAUCAAUAAUUUAUUUCAGAAAAGAAAAGUAUGAUAUUUACUCCUUGUUAACAUAGUUUUAGAGUAGUAAAAAGUCAAAACAUUUUCCUGUGGAAACAGUGUCUUAAUGUUUCAAUGGUAUGUCAAAUGACAACUUCUAGAAAUAUUUCAGCCACAUGUAAAAUCCUAAUUUUUAACUGUGAAUAUAAUUAUAUGAAAUCAUUUUAAGUCAAAUACUUAAAUAUCACAAUGGAAUUACUUUACAGAUACAGUGAUGUCUGUUUCAUUAAAAGUGAAUCAUCUCUUCGGGGAAGUGUUAAGGAAAUAUGUGUAUUUUAUUUUAUGACGAUAUUAAAUGCAAUGCCUUUAUCAAACAUUGCAAAUGAAGUAAUAGAGAAGAGUUCAAUAUCUUAAUUACUUGUUUUCCUGUUUUAUUUCUCAGUAGUUUUAUAACUUACUGUCAGAUCUUUUAUAAUAGAAAUAUCCUCCCACUUCUCCAAUAAGAAAUUGAGAAAAAAACAAAACACCUUCAAUAACUGCAUCAUAUUGAACCUUUUUACCUUGCAAAAGUUACUUCCUGGAGUAAAGUUCAUCCUUAAUACAAUUACUCAGUCCAAAUUUUUCAAAUGAUACUAAGCAGGAUAUAAAAAAUUAUUUAAGUUACUGACUACAAAUAACACAAAUAUUUGUCACUGCACGUGAUUUUUCUCUCCCCUCAUAUAUCUAUGUUUCCUUUAAUAUCCGAGGAACUAAAAAAAUACUUUAAACACUGGUAUACUUGAUGACUUCUCUGAAAAUUUUAUAUAGUUCAUAUUGCAAUUUCUUUACUUUUUUCAACUCCAAUUUUGUAGUGAUAAAGGCUUUGCACUUGACAUCAUGUUUAUGUUCAUUUUUAACAAGGAAAAACAGAAAAUGGCAAAAUCCCAUAUUUUUAUUCCAUGGAGUAGUCAAAUUAUUUUAUAUAUUGUUAACACUUAAGGAAUAGCCCUCUGCCAAGUCAAACAAAAACCUUAGACAGUAAUUUGUGAAAGUACUGUUCAGUAGAGUAUUUUUUUUUUAAUUCUAAAAAUUGGAGUAGAUUUUAGAGGAUAGCAUUCUGUGAGAACGCAGGUAGAUGGGUGCCGCUAGAGUAUUGCAGGCAAUAAUAUGACUUAAAUCCUAAUACCUUCGGUGUGCAUGCAUGUAUUUCUAAUCGCUGUUAUUUUUAAGUAUUUGUAAAGUUAGAAAACUGGCUUUUAUUUCUUGAAAACUUGUCACAUGCGUAGUUUGAAGUUUUACACUCCAGAUGUUUUUGAGUUGCGUGAAAAGGCUGCAUUAACGAUGCAAAAUGUUUUUAAAUUUUCACAUGAGACUCAAAAGCUUCUGAACGAUGGAACGCAGACGUCCAAUUCAUCUAUCCAUCCUUGAGCUGAAAGUACGCAGGGAAUUUCUGCUCUAAACACAUUUUUGAGACAGUUAUCUGUGAGUGAAAACAGGGUAUUAUAACAAAAGAUGAGUUUAAAUCUUAACUAUAGUGUUUGUUACUGUGAAUGCUAUAAUAAUACAUAAGUAAAAUGAGUGUAAAUGUAAUAUAUUAUUUUAUACUGCUGUAUACAUAUGAAAUAAAUAAAACUAGGAUACAUAUUAUACCAA